Molecule: messenger RNA, 1851 nt
Organism: Nematostella vectensis (starlet sea anemone)
Lineage: Eukaryota; Metazoa; Cnidaria; Anthozoa; Actiniaria; Edwardsiidae
Product: tubulin alpha-1 chain
Exons: 4
Coding region: 321-1676 (451 amino acids)
Biological process (GO): microtubule cytoskeleton organization; mitotic cell cycle
Cellular component (GO): microtubule; cytoplasm
Molecular function (GO): structural constituent of cytoskeleton; GTP binding
Source: RefSeq, a predicted model, not a curated record
AUAUUGCAACAAACGUCAACCGGUCGAGGUCGUAUGUUUUGUUUUGCCACAUGGCUCUCCAUUCUUAAAACCAUAUCGAUAUUCUUUCGCGCAGCAUGAGGCUUCAAUUCAUUCAACGUGUCAGUCGUCAGCUUUUGAUAGGCUGGAGCAACCUGCCGACCAACGGAGGCGUGGAAACGAAUAUCGUAUUUCUAUAAAACAGUCGCUCGCCCUUUGGGUGGAUCAUUCUCUAGUGACGAACUCCGUGCCGUUGCCUUCGGAGACUUGUCACAAAAAUACAUAAAUUUUAAGUAAACCCUCCUAAAGAUUUUUCUUGAAAAAUGCGUGAAUGUAUUUCAGUGCACGUUGGCCAGGCUGGUGUCCAAAUGGGCAAUGCCUGUUGGGAGUUGUACUGCCUGGAACACGGAAUCCAACCCGAUGGCCAGAUGCCGAGCGACAAGACGAUCGGUGGCGGCGAUGAUUCGUUUAACACUUUUUUCAGCGAGACCGGCGCAGGAAAGCAUGUCCCUAGAGCUGUGUUCUGCGAUCUUGAGCCAACUGUCGUAGACGAGGUUAGGACUGGUACCUACCGUCAGCUCUUCCACCCUGAGCAACUAAUCACCGGUAAGGAGGAUGCCGCUAACAACUAUGCUCGCGGGCACUACACCGUGGGCAAGCAACUGAUCGACAUUGUUUUGGAUAGACUCAGGAAACUGGCUGAUCAGUGUACAGGACUCCAGGGAUUUCUGAUAUUCCAUUCCUUUGGGGGUGGUACGGGAUCUGGAUUCUCCUCACUCCUUAUGGAACGCCUUUCCGUGGAUUAUGGUAAGAAGUCCAAGCUGGAGUUCGCCAUCUACCCAGCCCCUCAGAUCUCCACCGCUGUGGUUGAGCCCUACAACUCCAUCCUGACCACCCACACAACCCUGGAGCAUUCUGACUGUGCCUUCAUGGUUGACAACGAGGCCAUCUACGACAUCUGCCGCCGCAACCUGGACAUCGAGAGACCCACCUACACCAACCUGAACCGUCUGAUUGGUCAGAUUGUGUCCUCCAUUACUGCCUCUCUACGCUUUGAUGGUGCACUCAACGUGGAUCUGACUGAGUUCCAGACCAACUUGGUGCCCUAUCCUCGUAUCCACUUCCCUCUGGCUACCUACGCCCCAGUUAUCUCUGCGGAGAAGGCAUACCACGAACAGCUCACAGUUGCAGAAAUUACAACUUCCUGCUUUGAGCCAGCCAAUCAGAUGGUGAAGUGUGACCCACGUCACGGCAAAUACAUGGCCUGCUGUCUGCUCUUCCGUGGUGACGUGGUUCCCAAGGACGUCAACGCUGCCAUAGCCGCCAUCAAGACCAAGAGAACUAUCCAGUUUGUGGACUGGUGCCCCACAGGAUUCAAGGUCGGCAUCAACUACCAGCCACCCACUGUUGUCCCUGGCGGUGACUUGGCCAAGGUGCAGCGUGCCGUGUGCAUGUUGAGCAACACCACAGCCAUCGCCGAGGCCUGGGCUCGUCUGGAUCACAAGUUUGAUCUGAUGUACGCCAAGCGUGCCUUUGUCCACUGGUAUGUGGGUGAGGGUAUGGAAGAAGGAGAGUUCUCUGAGGCUCGUGAGGAUUUGGCAGCCCUUGAGAAGGAUUACGAGGAGGUUGGUCUUGACAGUGUUGAGGAAGAAGGCGAAGAGGAGGGAGAGGAAUACUAGGAACUACUGAAAAUAACACAAUACUUAUAAGAUAUAAGCAGGGGGGGCUCAAUGGAUUCGCCAUUGUGUCAACCUUGCAACUGAUAAUUGAUUGUUCUGGCGAGUCAAAUGUAUCGUAACGUAGGAAGGCAGCUUAAUUAAACUCGGUCCAAAGUAAUAAACCAUCUUCAAAGCC